This is a messenger RNA of Colletotrichum karsti, 324 nucleotides long. RefSeq lists its product as uncharacterized. The transcript has 4 exons. Bases 1 to 324 code for a protein of 107 amino acids. The record is from RefSeq and is a predicted model, not a curated record. NCBI's taxonomy places the organism in Eukaryota, Fungi, Ascomycota, Sordariomycetes, Glomerellales, Glomerellaceae.
AUGCAGUUCUCCAUUGCCCUAUUGUCCGUCGUUGCUUGCGCCACCGGCGUCGCUGCGAACUUGCACCUCUACGCAUACUGCGCUGACCGCGUCUUCGAGGGCAUCAACGAGUCCAACCCUGAGAACAACGACGCCACGCAGGUUGCUUGCGACAAGUACAAGGCACGCAACACCGGCACCCAGCAAUGGGACACGUGCCCCGACUGCACCACCAGCUUGCGCGGCGAUGUGCUGGUCUGCAACUCGCUUGCGAAGCACAUUGGCGGCGACGAGUGGGAUUACUACUGCAAGAACUCUGGUGCCGAUAUGGGCAAGGCUAGCUAG